ACAGUCACUUGUGAUCUCGGCUAUGUUGUAAACACUCUAGGGACUCAGGACCUGUCAACAAAGUACGAGACUACAUGUCAGAACACGGGCGUAUGGACUCCCAAUUACAACUGUGAACCUGUGGAUUGUAGUCUUCCUAGUAUCCCAGACGAUGGCAUCCUUCAGUUGGUAGGCUCAGAUAUCACAGAAACUCAGUAUAACGCCCAGAUCACGUUCAACUGCAGCUCCAAGUAUUACAAACUGGAAGGAGAUGAAACAUACACUUGUAGUGCUAACGGUGAAUGGGUAUCUAGUGGAGGCAAGAUGGAGAUGCCAAAAUGUGUUGAAGUUUGCGGGACGCCUGAAAAACAUACUGCUAGUGCGGGCCGGAUCUUGGGUGGUAAGGAUGCAAACCUGGGAGAAAUACCUUGGCAUCUUUUAAUAAAAGAACCAAAAAGAGGAGGAGCGUCACUGAUAAAUGACCGCUGGGCUGUGACUGCUGCUCAUGUUGUGGAGGAUGUGCAGCAGAACGCACUGCGCAUGUUUGGGGGACUGGUUCAUAGAGAGGCAAUGACAAACAGGUUUUCAAAUGUAGCUGAGAUGGGCAUAGAGCGUAUCAUUAUUCAUCCCCACUACAACACAGGCGUCAGAGAUCGCACCAAUUUUGACAAUGAUAUUGCUCUCAUCAGAUUGGCUUCCAGGGUAGCUUUAGGCCCAAACAUCCUUCCUAUAUGUCUUCCAGAAGGAAACAGAGGUUUGUUGGACAAUGAACAGGGCACAGUAUCAGGCUGGGGGAUGACAGAAGGGCCGCAAGGUUUCCAUCAGUCCAGCACGUUAAAAUAUGUCGAUAUUGGGGUCUACUCCCUCGCACAGUGUCAGGAUACACCUUACACAAAAAGUAAAAAACGCACCGUUUUCACCAACAACAUGUUCUGUGCCGGAGCAACAGGAAAGGACAGCUGCCAGAAAGACAGUGGAGGUCCCUUUGUUCUGCCUGUGUUGAGUGAAGAGGGGCCGUAUUAUUUGACCGGCAUUGUGUCCUGGGGACCCCCAUGUCGGGACAGGCAGUACAAGGGUUACUAUACCAAGGUGGAAAAUUAUGUAGACUGGAUUAAAACAACCAUAGAUGCAGUAGAAACAUCUAUCAUUUAAGGUAGGAAAGGGGGAAAUCCAUAACUAAAUACUUAAAGGUCACAUAUUAUGCAAAUGGCACUUGUUUUUCUAACACUUAUAUGUGUUCCUAGUCUGUCAACAACCCCCCCCCCCAAUUA
This is a messenger RNA of Labrus bergylta (ballan wrasse), 1250 nucleotides long. NCBI's taxonomy places the organism in Eukaryota, Metazoa, Chordata, Actinopteri, Labriformes, Labridae. The record is from RefSeq and is a predicted model, not a curated record.